CAUAUGUUACAUAGCCAGCCAACGUAUCUUCUACUUGAAUUUUAAACCUGCUUAUGUUUAAGCAUUGAUAGGUUUGGACAAAUUACACAAGUUCUUGCAUUUAAUUUCUCUUAUUUAUUUAUUUAUUUUUAAUUAGGACGGUAGUGAUUUGGUUCUCUUCUGGUAAAUCAAAUUAAUACGUGAUGCUUUGACCAGGAAAGUGGCGAAUGAAGCAGACAACUACUACAAUAACUACUUCCUGAUGCAGCAUGAUCUUCUCAGAGAUCUAGCUGUUCAUCUGAGCAGCGAGAAGCCAUUGGAACAGAGGGAAAACCUGAUUAUUGACUUGAAUAAAAAUAACAAUCCUGAAUUGUGGUCAGAACCAAAGAAGGGAGGUGUCAUUUCUGGCAUAUCUCAACAAUUGUCUAUUAUGCUGAAGCAAAAACAAGUCGCUGCCCGCUCAGUCUCUAUAUCAUCCGGUGAAGCCUUCACUUCAAAAUGGUGGAGCAUGAAACCGUAUAGAGCGGAGGCUCUAGUGCUAAAUAUUGGGGGUAACGAUUACACCUUACCAGGUUUCAUCAGGUAUAUGAGGAAACUCAAAGUUCUAAUUCUCAUAAACUAUAGCUUCCAUCCUUCUCAACUACACGGUUUUGAGCUACUUGGUUCUCUAUCCAACCUGAAGAGAAUACGGCUGCAGAGAGUUUCCGUCCCUUCCCUUUGCAAAUUUAAGAACCUUAGAAAAUUAUCCCUUUACAUGUGUAGUACGAGUCAGGCUUUUAGAAGCGAUGCCAGUAUUAGGGAUGCACUGCCAAAUCUAGUGGAUAUGAGCAUUGACUAUUGCAAAGAUUUUAAGACACUGCCUGUUGGAUUCUGUGACAUUACUUGCUUAGAAAAGCUAAGCAUCACAAACUGUCAUAGUUUCUGCGGGCUGCCCCACGAUAUAGGAAAGCUAGGGAAAUUGCAAGUGCUGAGGCUUAAUAACUGUACUGAUUUGGUAGACAUUCCCGAUUCAAUCAAAAUGCUUCAAGAGCUUAGCCUUCUUGACAUGUCGUACUGCAUAAGCCUGCGAAGAUUACCGGCGGACAUUGGUGGUUUGAGUAAUCUAUCAAAGCUCUACAUGAUGGGUUGUUCAAGGUUGUCUGAGUUGCCUGCCUCUGUCACCUUACUUAAGAAGCUGCGGAAGGUUAUAUGCGAUGAAGAAAUAGCCAUCUCAUGGGGAGAACAUUUCGAUCCCUCAGCUCUCGCACCGAGCAUAGAGACGACCAGAAAUGAUAAUCAUUUUAACUUAAAUUGGCUUUUUGGUCAAUUAAGAAACUUGAAUUAGCUUUCAUGGAGCUCCCUC
Neltuma alba is the source of this 1321-nucleotide messenger RNA. Its product is annotated as probable disease resistance protein At5g66900. The transcript has 2 exons. NCBI's taxonomy places the organism in Eukaryota, Viridiplantae, Streptophyta, Magnoliopsida, Fabales, Fabaceae. The coding region runs from base 242 to 1303 and encodes 353 amino acids. The record is from RefSeq and is a predicted model, not a curated record.